GAAAAGUGACGGUACGGAGAAGCGCCGACUCCCUCCCUCCCUCCCGAUCCUCCUCCUCCUCCUCGCCAGGUCCCUGCCCUUCACUGUCUCCAUAUAAAAGCGGUGCCGCCUCCCCGUCCCCCUUCGCUCCUGCGGACCUGCCGCGGAGCGGCCUUUCUCCCCCCCCAGAGCCCCGCAACCGCGGGGCGGAGUGAGGCGCUCGCGAUGACCACCCUGGUGGUGGUGGAUGUGGAUUCAGAGGCCUCCUGCAGCAUCUCCAACCCCACUUCCCUCUCGCCCAGCCUUUCGCACCGCUUCCUCGACAGCAAAUUUUACCUGCUGGUGGUCAUCGGCGAGCUGGUGACCGAAGAACACCUCCGGCGGGCUAUCGCCAACAUCGAACGAGGAAUCCGAUCAUGGGACACAAGUUUGACUGAAUGCAACUUGGAUCGAGAACUAAAACUUUUUGUGUCUCGCCAUUCAGCUCGAUUCUCUCCUGAAAUUCAAGAACAUGGAAAACCUGGAAAUCACCAAUAA
Myiozetetes cayanensis is the source of this 516-nucleotide messenger RNA. Its product is annotated as electromotor neuron-associated protein 1-like. Gene Ontology annotation, molecular function: actin binding; microtubule binding. The record is from RefSeq and is a predicted model, not a curated record. The transcript is spliced from 3 exons. The coding region runs from base 205 to 516 and encodes 103 amino acids. Lineage: Eukaryota; Metazoa; Chordata; Aves; Passeriformes; Tyrannidae. Gene Ontology annotation, cellular component: neuronal cell body; microtubule associated complex; synapse. Gene Ontology annotation, biological process: dendrite development; axonogenesis; microtubule cytoskeleton organization.